CAACCUUCUUCUUCUCCUUCCUGUUUUGUUCUUUGGGAUUGCUCUGCCAAAAACUUGGCCAUCGAAAGACGAAAAUGAAUCGAACUUCACAGAUUUCAGUCCGCAAAUGGAUUUUCGAACACCCUUUUAACCAAAUUUCAAAACCCACUUCUUCAUUUUCCCUCAACUCGUUCACAACCGACUCAACUCAACGCGCCGCCGACACAGCUGCUCCGUCGCCGAAACCCGGGAUACCCAGCUCGAUAAUCUCAAACAUCCACCGUUUCCUCCACCCGACUCUCUCAAAUGCGUCGACCCAGCUCUCAGCUCGCCAGAAUCUGAGGAAGUAUAGUGGCGGGUCGGGUGGUGAGUUGGACCAGAAUAAAGAGGUGGACACGAUCAAUCUCAAGUUUGCAGAAGCAAGGGAAGAGAUUGAGAUGGCUAUGGAAUCCAAAGAGACUGUCUAUUUCAACGAAGAGGCCGAGUGUGCUCGCGCGGCAGUGAAGGAAGUUUUGGACUUGUUUGAAGGGCUUUUGGCAAAGGUUUCGGAGAGUGAGAAAGCGGCAUUGCGGAGAUCAAUGGGGCUUAAGAUUGAGCAGUUGAAAGCUGAGCUUCUUCAGCUUGAUGAGUGAUGAGGUUUGUGGAUUUGGGUAACUCUCAUACUUCAUUUUGUUGUACCAAUUUUUUCAUGGUUUUGUUGAUGAUACAUUUUUUUCAAGGUAAUAAUAGUUUAGUUUAGAGGUGAAAGAACUUGUGCUGCUUAACCCAUAUAAGUUUCAUAAUAAUGUCAUUCUGGUAUUCUUCUUAAGGAUGUAAUGUGAAGACUGAGACAUACUAUAGCAAUGAAAAAAGGACUAAGUUAUUCA
Molecule: messenger RNA, 845 nt
Organism: Humulus lupulus (European hop)
Lineage: Eukaryota; Viridiplantae; Streptophyta; Magnoliopsida; Rosales; Cannabaceae
Product: embryogenesis-like protein
Exons: 1
Coding region: 75-611 (178 amino acids)
Source: RefSeq, a predicted model, not a curated record